AUGUUCCACCACGAGAAUAUACAGCCACUAAUUGCAAACCCGAGACGAUUUUUUUCUGGAUAUCAGGCGCCAUCACGUAACAAGUGGGGAAUUACGCAUGCGGCAGCGCCCUGGAAUAACAACCCCCGAGGACAAUCCGGGGUAUACAAGUACAGCAAGAAGGAUACGGGAUCCACACCCCAUGGCUGGCGGAGAAUGCUACCCAUUAGGAAAAGGGCGAAACAAUUGGCUAACACAUUGUUGAGUCGAAUCUGCUUGAUGCACGCGGCCGUGCAAACAAGAUCUCCGAGGCCUGUGCUUUCCUUCAAAAUUGCUGGGACGAGGGAAAAAAUCAAAGAUUUGCACACUGCGCCUCGACGCAACGCAAUAAUUCGCAUCACAGCGAGUGAUGGGCAGUUGAAGAGAGACAAUUUUGGUAGUGGUUCAAAUGCAGUUACCUCUCGUGCCCCUGGUGUUUCAGGAGCCCCUAUAACAGAAGCCCCUAACCAUGAGAUACGGUAUUCACUCAACACGAUCCGAAGAGAUUUUCAAAUGUUCCUAUACGGUGCACUGGAUCCGUUCAUGUGA
Messenger RNA from Cantharellus anzutake, 567 nucleotides. RefSeq lists its product as uncharacterized. The record is from RefSeq and is a predicted model, not a curated record. NCBI's taxonomy places the organism in Eukaryota, Fungi, Basidiomycota, Agaricomycetes, Cantharellales, Hydnaceae. Bases 1 to 567 code for a protein of 188 amino acids. The transcript is spliced from 5 exons.